AUGCCUGCCACGAAACAGGAGCUCUCCCUGCUAAUCAACCCGCUCGUCCCGGAAUCCGUCCAACACAAUAACAGAGUCCUCUCCCAACUCCACUCCCUCACCUCCUUCCUCCUAGGCCUCACGGCGGGCAUCCUCGCGCUGCAAUCAGCAACCGGCUUCGCGUUUUAUCUCCUCGGGACGGUGCUCGUGUCGGGAUUGUUUCAUUUACUUGUUCUCAGGCGGAGUGGCGGGAAGGGCGCUGGUGUUUUCUUUCCUGGUGCUGGGGGGGAGAUUGCGGGGAUUGAUGAGAGGGGGUUGGUUAAGGGGAAUGGGGGGAGGAGAGGCGCGUGGAGGGAUGUGUGGCUUGGGGGCGGGGUGCUUGGGGAGGCGCUCUCGGGGUUUAUUCUGGGGUGGGCGGGUGUUGGGGGUGUUUUGAGGUGA
Molecule: messenger RNA, 420 nt
Organism: Aspergillus fischeri NRRL 181
Lineage: Eukaryota; Fungi; Ascomycota; Eurotiomycetes; Eurotiales; Aspergillaceae
Product: EMC6 family protein
Exons: 2
Coding region: 1-420 (139 amino acids)
Biological process (GO): autophagosome assembly; protein folding in endoplasmic reticulum
Cellular component (GO): EMC complex; endoplasmic reticulum; membrane
Source: RefSeq, a predicted model, not a curated record